Messenger RNA from Tarenaya hassleriana, 2050 nucleotides. RefSeq names its product serine/threonine-protein kinase 38-like. Gene Ontology annotation, molecular function: ATP binding; protein serine/threonine kinase activity. Bases 173 to 1759 code for a protein of 528 amino acids. The transcript has 14 exons. NCBI's taxonomy places the organism in Eukaryota, Viridiplantae, Streptophyta, Magnoliopsida, Brassicales, Cleomaceae. The record is from RefSeq and is a predicted model, not a curated record. Gene Ontology annotation, biological process: intracellular signal transduction; peptidyl-serine phosphorylation.
UGUCCUUUGGGAAUUAAGAUUUUUUUUCUCUCUCUUUUCCGUUUCAGUUCGAAGUGAAUUUGCGUCAAGCGUAGUUUGAUUCGUCGAACAAAAUCUAAUUUCGGAUUGCUUUUCAUUGGUGAUGAAGCAUAUACUGUGAUCCAGAUCAAGUCUAUAUUCAGUUGGAGCGACAAUGGAAUCUACAAGGAGCUGGUUUAAACUGCGGCAACAAAAAACUGACCAAGCUAGUCCUACCAAGAAGGGACAGGAGGCAAAUCUGAAGAAUAUCGGCAAGCCUCCAAUAAAUGAUGCACCAUCAAAUGCUACAAAACAGAAAGUUGUAGCAGCAAAGCAAUAUAUCGAAAACCACUACAAAGCUCAGUUGAAGAAUUUGCAGGAGAGAAAAGAGCGUCGGUGCAUUUUGGAAAAAAACUUAGCUGAUGCUGAUGUUCCCGUGGAAGAGCAAAUGAAUAUAUUGAAGAAUUUUGAGAAAAAGGAGAUGGAAUAUAUGCGUUUGCAAAGACAUAAGAUGGGGGUUGAUGACUUUGAACAGCUGAGCAUCAUAGGCCGGGGUGCUUUUGGGGAGGUGAGAAUUUGCAGAGAGAAAUCUACUGGAAACGUGUAUGCAAUGAAAAAGCUAAAGAAAUCCGAGAUGCUUCGUAGAGGCCAGGUGGAACAUGUUAAAGCUGAGAGAAAUCUACUCGCAGAAGUUGAUAGUCCUUUCAUCGUUAAGCUUUACUACUCCUUCCAAGACGAAGAACACCUGUACCUUUUAAUGGAAUAUCUCCCUGGAGGUGACAUGAUGACACUGCUGAUGCGAAAGGAUACCUUGACAGAGGAUGAGGCUCGGUUUUAUGUUGCACAGACAGUCCUUGCAAUUGAGUCUAUCCACAGGCAUAACUAUGUGCACAGGGAUAUAAAGCCUGACAAUUUAUUGAUCACUUGUAAUGGUCAUAUCAAGCUAUCGGAUUUUGGAUUGAGCAAGUCCCUGGAAAGCAGAAAUUUUCCAGAUCUCAAGGAGGAUGUAGUUGGCAUUAACAAGAGUACAAGGCCUGCAGCAGAGUAUGAUAAAUUCUCCAAGCCUCCUGCACCUAAGCGAACACAGCAGGAACAGCUAUUACAUUGGCAACAAAAUAGAAGGAGCUUGGCUUAUUCUACAGUGGGCACUCCUGAUUAUAUUGCUCCCGAAGUGCUGAUGAAGAGAGGAUAUGGGAUGGAGUGCGACUGGUGGUCCCUUGGAACAAUCAUGUUCGAGAUGCUCGUGGGGUUUCCCCCAUUCUAUUCGGAAGAGCCUUUGGCAACAUGUAGAAAGAUUAUAAACUGGAAACAUUGCUUGAAAUUUCCUCAAGAAGCUAAGCUAUCCGUCGAGGCCAAAGAUCUCAUCCGAAGGCUGCUCUGCAACGUCGAACAGAGGCUUGGAACCAAAGGAGUUCAUGAAAUAAAAGCACAUCCAUGGUUUAGAGGAAUCGAAUGGGAAAGACUAUACGAGAUAAAUGCUCCGUGUAUACCACAGGUGAAGCACGAACUGGACACGCAAAACUUCGAGAAGUUUGAAGAGCUUCCUUCUUCUUGCCAAACCUCAUCAAAGUCUGGCCCUUGGAGAAAGAUGAUCUCAUCCAAGGACGUGAAUUUCGUCGGUUAUACGUUCAAGAACCUCGAGAUUGUCGAUGAGCAUCAUAUCCCUGGCAUCGCGGAACUGAAGAAGAAGAGUAAGAUGCCAAAGAAACCGUCUCUCAAGACGUUGUUCGAAACACUUGAUCCUCCGGGAAAUCAAGAUUAAUCUUCCGAUUGACAAACCGCAAAUUCAGAAGAUGGAAAGCAAGGAAGAAGGUAAUAUAUAUACCCUUCUCCAAUGUUAGUUGCAUCUUCUUCUCAAGUAACACUAUGCUUGAUAGGCAAAUAGGGAUCUGAUUAACUAAAAAGAAAAAGAAAUAAAUGAAUGAUACAUAUUAAAAUGUUUCUAUGAUUCUCCUCUUCUCUUAUACAUUGCGGACUUUUUUGUACAUUAAAAAUAGAAUUUUAUUUUUUAAAAUUUUGUGUGCGGUGAUAUGCAAAAGGCGAAUUAUUCCAA